Molecule: messenger RNA, 438 nt
Organism: Aspergillus wentii DTO 134E9
Lineage: Eukaryota; Fungi; Ascomycota; Eurotiomycetes; Eurotiales; Aspergillaceae
Gene: rps23
Product: 40S ribosomal protein uS12
Exons: 2
Coding region: 1-438 (145 amino acids)
Biological process (GO): translation
Cellular component (GO): cytosolic small ribosomal subunit; ribosome
Molecular function (GO): structural constituent of ribosome
Source: RefSeq, a predicted model, not a curated record
AUGGGUAAAGGAAAGCCCCGUGGUUUGAACGCCGCGCGCAAGCUCGCGACCACCCGCCGUGACAACCGUUGGGCCGACUUGCACUACAAGAAGCGCCUUUUGGGUACUGCCUACAAGUCCUCCCCCUUCGGUGGUGCUUCCCACGCCAAGGGUAUCGUUCUCGAGAAGGUCGGUGUUGAGGCCAAGCAGCCCAACUCCGCCAUUCGGAAGUGUGUCAAGGUCCAGUUGAUCAAGAACGGCAAGAAGGUCACCGCUUUCGUCCCCAACGACGGUUGUCUUAACUUCAUCGACGAGAACGACGAAGUCCUCCUCGCCGGUUUCGGUCGUAAGGGCAAGGCCAAGGGUGAUAUUCCCGGUGUUCGUUUCAAGGUCGUCAAGGUGUCUGGUGUCGGUCUGCUCGCUCUGUGGAAGGAGAAGAAGGAGAAGCCCCGCUCGUAA